AUGGAGCCAUGGGUGUAUCUAGACCAGCGUCAGAAGGCUCUGUAUCGAGAUGUUAUGCAAGAAAGCUAUGAGACCCUAAUGUCUCUUGCUAAUCAAUUGCUAAACAACAGUAACCAUGAUGAGGAGGAGGAAGAGGAGGAGGAGGACGAAGAAGAAGCUGAAGGCGUGGAGGAACUGCGGCCAGGUACCUCUCAAAGUGCGCCCAGGAAGGUCAAGCCCUUGGCGAGACGGGAAACUCCGAAGCAGCCAAAGAUCAUUCCAGUGGUGAAGAAGGACAAAGCAACCCAGCGUGGACACGCCUUGAAAAAAAGCCUCGAGAGACGCUGCUCAGAUUGCACGAGGACCCUUCAUUCUGCCGGCAGAGGCCGCCAGCGGAGCGAAGCCAACGCCGCUCGGGAGAAGCCCUUCCAGUGUACCGACUGUGGGAAGUGCUUUAUAUGGAGCUCCCACCUAGAGCGCCAUCGGAGGAUGCACACGGGAGAGAAGCCCUUCAAAUGCCUCAACUGUGGGGAAGCCUACAGCCAGAACUUCCACCUCUUGCAGCACAGCUGCGCCCAGCUGAUCGAAAAGCCCUUCAAGUGUCCCGAGUGCGGGAAACGCUUUGCCCAGAGCUCAGCCCUGGAGAACCACCAGAAGGGCCACACCGCAGAGAAGCCCCAUAAGUGCUUGGACUGUGGGAAAUGCUUCAUCUGGGCUUCCCAUCUGGAGAGGCACCGCCGGGUCCACACCGGGGAGAGGCCUUUCAAGUGCCCUGAAUGUGGGGAGUCGUACAGCCAGAGUGCCCAUUUGGCCAAGCACCGGCGUAACCACAUGGGCGAGCGCCCUUACAACUGCCCUGCCUGCUGGAGAAGCUUUGCUCAGAUCUCUGAGCUGGAGGAACACAAGAAGACCCAUCUGGGCUGUGAGGACUGUGGCAAGGUCUACCGCAGUCGGCAGACGCUGAUGCGGCACCAGCGGGGACACCACCGUGAGCGCACCCAUCUCUGCGAAGAAUGCGGGAAAGGGUUUGUGUGGGCCUCCCAUCUUGAGCGCCACCGUCGGGUGCACACUGGGGAGCGCCCGUUCCCCUGCCCCAUCUGUGGGGAGAAAUUUGCCCAGAAGGUCCACCUCCUUCACCACAACAAGACUCACUCGCAUGCCCGGCCCUAUAAAUGUGCGGACUGCGACAAAUGCUUUGGGGACAGUUCUGCGUUCCUAGCUCAUCAGCGCGGUCAUGCCAUGGAGAAGAACCACAAGUGCCAGUAUUGCUCCAAAAGCUUUGCCUGGAGCUCCCACUUGGAAAGGCAUCAGCGUAUCCACACGGGGGAGAAGCCCUACAAAUGCCCCAAUUGCCCUGAGCACUUUAGCCAUACUUCCCAGCUCUUCAAGCAUCAGCGCAGCCACCUGGGCAAGAGGCCCUACAAGUGCAGUGAGUGUGGGCGCAGCUUCAGCACCACCUUGGAAGUCAUCAUCCAUCAGCGGACCCACUUUGGGACCAAGCCCUUCCGGUGCUCCAGCUGUGGGAAGGGGUUCACCCGCCGAGCCAACCUGCUCAAGCACCAAAGGGAAGUGGGAAUGAAGGGAACGAAGGGAGAAAUCGAUGCAGUUGGGUUGAUUCAUGUUCCAGAUGACCAGCUGGAAGAAUCCAUCUUGCCCUUCACUCUCCGUGGCAUGCUUACCGAAGAGAUGCCCACAGAGGACUGGAAGCCUGGCGUUGGGAAGAGUUCGGAAUCACUGUAA
Molecule: messenger RNA, 1719 nt
Organism: Protobothrops mucrosquamatus (brown spotted pit viper)
Lineage: Eukaryota; Metazoa; Chordata; Lepidosauria; Squamata; Viperidae
Product: zinc finger protein CKR1-like
Exons: 4
Coding region: 1-1719 (572 amino acids)
Biological process (GO): regulation of transcription by RNA polymerase II
Molecular function (GO): RNA polymerase II cis-regulatory region sequence-specific DNA binding; DNA-binding transcription factor activity
Source: RefSeq, a predicted model, not a curated record